This is a messenger RNA of Hymenoscyphus albidus, 208 nucleotides long. The record is from the annotation of a GenBank genome assembly. Lineage: Eukaryota; Fungi; Ascomycota; Leotiomycetes; Helotiales; Helotiaceae.
AUGCCGCAGGGAAACGCGAUGGGCCUUGCUGAUCGAAACGGUACCCUCAUAAUGUGCCUCCUUUCUCAAGCCUGGGCAAAUUCAUUCGAUAAUCAACGUGUGUAUAAUGCAUCCAGAUUCCAAAGCACUUAUAGCCAGCGUCGAAAACGCUGCACGCACCCUUGAUGCCUACGAUCCUUACAUAUAUUUCAAAUACGCUGCGGAUUAG